Hibiscus syriacus is the source of this 587-nucleotide messenger RNA. RefSeq names its product NADH-ubiquinone oxidoreductase 20.9 kDa subunit-like. The coding region runs from base 100 to 417 and encodes 105 amino acids. The record is from RefSeq and is a predicted model, not a curated record. NCBI's taxonomy places the organism in Eukaryota, Viridiplantae, Streptophyta, Magnoliopsida, Malvales, Malvaceae. The transcript has 2 exons.
AAAAACAGCAUAAACAGCUACAAAGUGUUGUGUUUCCUCCUCAUCGAAGUGAAGUCGAAAUCGAGCAAAAUCCAUAGCCAUCAUCCAAAGAAUCAAAAGAUGAACACAGACAUUACGGCGUCGGCUAAACCAGAGUACCCCGUUAUAGAUCGGAAUCCUCCCUUCACCAAAGUCUGCGGCAAUUUCAAUACCCUCGAUUACCUCCGUUUCGUCACCAUCACCGGCGUUUCCGUCACCGUAGGCUACCUCUCCGGGAUAAAGCGUGGAUUGAAAGGACCGUCAAUGGUGACGGGAGGGCUGAUAGGACUAAUGGGGGGUUUUAUGUACGCUUACCAGAACACUGCGGGUCGACUCAUGGGAUUCUUCCCUAAUGAUGGUGAGGUCGCUCUGUACCAGAAACGUGGAUUCAACAAAUAGUUCUUUUUUUUUAAUCAAAACGAUUUGGGAUUAUUUGAAUGAUUGUCAAUAACCAGAUUGCUUCAGCUGGUUUCAUUUUGCUCUCAUUUCAAGUCUUGAUUGUCAAAAAAAAAUUAACUUAUGGAUCUAAGUUCCAAUUUGCCAAUGAAUUUGAGUAGUAUCUUUGCUUC